Messenger RNA from Plenodomus lingam JN3, 2253 nucleotides. RefSeq lists its product as uncharacterized. The record is from RefSeq and is a predicted model, not a curated record. Lineage: Eukaryota; Fungi; Ascomycota; Dothideomycetes; Pleosporales; Leptosphaeriaceae.
AUGUCAACAAGUACAAGCCCAAACCCAACGCGCAACCCGGAUCCAGCUCCCACCACUCCACGCCAUAGCAACGACUUUGUUAGGAUCAGGGCAAUAGAAGCGCACAGACGGCUUCUGAGUAUACCAGUACCUCAAGGUAGACCUCUUGCGGCUGGCUCACACACGGGAAAGCCGACAGUGCACCAAAUGCAGAACAAGCGAUCCGACAAUUUACUAGGGCGUAUUGUGCAAACAAUUCCGCCUUCACUCUCUCCUUCUCCGGCACAGCCGUCACUGAUUUCACUGGCGGGCAUUGCCGCACCACCGAUAUCACCAUUCAACUUCGGUUCGCCCCCGUCUAGUAAUAAUCCAGGCAAAGCGUUUACACCUGUAUUGCCUAAGAGCCACAAAGAUGAACAUACAUCUUACUCUCGACUUGCUGGAAGACAACCUCCCAACACCCUAGUCGAUCAACAGAAGCCCACUCGCACAACAAAUACCUCUUCCACCUUGAUGCCAUUGUUCAAGAUUGAGACAUUCGAGGACCUCCUCGCGUGGGUGAGAACAUUCUUAGAUAUAGACUCGGCCCACAUGAAAUCAUUUCAUACCGAAUUGAAGGAGAUGUACGACAUAAUCAGUGCAUUUGAAAGCCUUACAGAUCUUCAAGCUAAGGCCAGAUAUGAAUGCGAAGCUUUCAUGAGGACCAAGGACGACGAGAUCAAGGCUUUAGAAAAGGAUAUCGCUAGGACGAGCUUCAGCUAUAGCAAGAAGUCCAAGGUCAUCCAACUAGAAAACUUACAGUCAGAGCUGUCUAGCCUGAAGCGUGUGACGCAAGAACAAGACGCAAAGUCCGAUGGCAUUCGCGAUCGAUUUACGAAAGCUCUUUUAGCACCGUUGAAGACUUUUUCCAGGCUGAAUGAAAUGAAUUGGCAAACCGCGCUGAACCAGAAGCAAAAUAUCAUAGCUGUUCUGCAGGCCGAAGUCGGUGGACUGAACGGACAGGCUUCGUGGUUGGUGACUCAGAAUGAGAAAGGCCGCGAGGAUCUCAAAACAGAGGCUCUUACCAGAAAGCGAAUGUGUGGCAGCGAAUGCCAGUCCAAGCUAGAGAAGUUCCAGAAAGAUCUCAGAGCAAGUCGCGAGAUGGAAGCAGUACUCACAGAGAGGUUAUCAACGGCAAUCACAGAACGCGACAGCGCGUUUGCUGUGCAUCAGCACAAAUUGGCCGAAGAGGCUGCUCAGAAGACGAGAUUGGAGAACGAGCUUGCUGCAAAGGCAAGCGAGCUGUCCCUGCAAGAAAACACCUUCCAGACCAAGUACCGCGAAAAGAUGAACGAGAAGCUUGCUUCCUUGAAACAAGAACAGGAACGCGCUGUGCAGAUUCAGAAGCAAAAGUACGAAGCGCAGAUCGACAUUGCUCAUUCAAGAGCACCUUUGUACGCGGAAGCGGAAUCCAAACUCUCGGUUCUCGAGCGACAGAUCAAGCAGCUGGUCAAGGAGAAGGUAGACCUCAACAUGGCCAAAGCAACACUUGAAAAACAACUCCACGACAUCAAAGCUCGUGGUAAGCAAUUGCAGAGCUUCGAGGAUGCAUAUGAGCAGGUCAAGCGAGAGUUCGACGAGCUUCAGAGCACGUACAAUGAUGUUGAGGUUGAGCGAGAUGAGUUGAAGCAACAACUGAGCGCACUCAAGAACGAACUGAAGAUCUCGACUGAUGCUAGACUCGACGCCCCUGAUUCUCGCCGCACGAAUGGAAAUGCGCAACGACCGGAGGAUGAACAUACUCGCUCUGUUGCAGUGCAUUGGGAGAAUCAGCUCAAGUCCAAGAUGAGGGCUGUAGACAAGAAGACAGCGGAUCUUGCAUCGUGCGAUGAGGAAAUUGUAAAAUUACAACUCUCUAAGUGCGCUGAGGCUUCUUCCUCGAAGGCGCUACUGCCGCCGUCGUCGCCGUCGCCGCCGCGUCCUGUAAGCAGCGGUCAGCUGCUGGAUGUCGGUGUCAUAGAAACAGAAGCCCAGGGAGCUGAUACACAUGCAAACUUGAAAGACUAUAGAUCGUUCACAACUCAACAAACUAAUUAUAUACCUAUACUUCCUGAUGCUACUGCAGAUCCGAAGUCUAGCGACCAGCUCAUCCGAACAGGUGUUUCAAGCGCUUUGGCACCCACGUCCAGUAAGAAGGAGCCAGGCGUAUGUCUUGGGAAGCCGGAGAUUGGGGAAGCAGCGUGUUUGGAGGUACUGACUCGGAAGAUUGUGAAUGCUAAGGCGCGGAAGCUCUAG